Penicillium macrosclerotiorum is the source of this 456-nucleotide messenger RNA. RefSeq names its product nucleotide triphosphate diphosphatase NUDT15. Gene Ontology annotation, cellular component: cytosol. The record is from RefSeq and is a predicted model, not a curated record. NCBI's taxonomy places the organism in Eukaryota, Fungi, Ascomycota, Eurotiomycetes, Eurotiales, Aspergillaceae. Bases 1 to 456 code for a protein of 151 amino acids. Gene Ontology annotation, biological process: dGTP catabolic process. Gene Ontology annotation, molecular function: 8-oxo-7,8-dihydrodeoxyguanosine triphosphate pyrophosphatase activity. The transcript has 3 exons.
AUGGAACCCAGAAUCGGCGUCGGCGUCUUUGUCUUGAAUGCGGAGGGCAACUUUGUGUUAGGAAAGAGAAAGGGGAGCCAUGGAUCUGGUACAUGGGCUCUGCCUGGUGGGCAUCUCGAGUUCGGCGAGUCAUUCGAAACCUGUGCAGAGCGUGAAAUUCUGGAGGAGACUGGACUGCACAUUCGCAAUGUGAAGUUCCUGACAGCUACGAACACUAUAUUUGAAACCGAAGGGAAACAUUACGUCACUGUAUUCAUGAGCGCGAUUGUCAAAGACGAGUUAGCUCAGCCGCAGGUUCUUGAGCCAGAAAAGUGUAUGGCUUGGAAAUGGACAUCCUGGGAAGAGCUUCGUAUUGAGGGAGAGGCCCAGCUAAGGUCUGAUUCUAACCCCACGGAAGAGCCCCUGUUUUUGCCUCUGCUGAGCCUGAUUGAGCAACGGCCUGGUUUCCUUGUCUGA